AUGGGUUCCAAAGACGUUGACGAUUCCAAGAAGGCACAAUACGAACAAACUGCCAGCGUCCUCAGAGCUGUGUACACAGAUGCUGAGUUUGACACCGGCGAUGAGGACUUCCAGAUCCUCUCCACGAUACGAUUCGACCCACUUUUAAGCGACAACAUCGACUCUGUGAUUGCCUUUGACGAUAAAGAUGAGAACUCCAAGUUGUUCUUUCUGUUUGAGGAGCACCUGAGAAGGAUUAACCUCUCGCUGAUGUAUUUCAAGUUUGGAUAUGAGGUUUCCAGGGACGAGCUCUUGGAACAACUAAACACCGUUAUGAAGCCCUUGGACAAGUCCAAUGCCUACAAAUUGAGAUUGACUAUCGAUAAACAGGGCUCAAUGAACAUUGAUGUUACCCAAAUACCGGUUCGCUUAAACUUGUUUGACGGAUUCAACCCUCUGCAGAGCUACACGUCGCCAACGUGGAACGUGUUCCUCGACGUUGAGCCUAUAAUGAUUUCACCUUUCACCUCUUUCAAAACAACAAGACGUCAAAGGUAUAACGACGCAAGGGAGAGGGUGCUAAUCAAGGGCUUUGCAGAGCCACAGGAGGUGUUGCUGUAUAACAGUGCCAACCAGAUCACGGAAGGCUCAAUUACAAACGUUGCAUUCAAGAGAACUGACCCGGAAACCUUCACUGAGACAUGGUUUACUCCAGUGCUGGCAUCUGGAUGUCUAUGUGGAGUGGUGAGGCACAUGCUACUAUCCAAGGGCCUUAUCCAAGAGACACAGAUCAACCUCAAGGAUGUUAAAGUUGGUGACGAUAUCUUGCUAUUCAACGGGAUCAUUGGAGUAGUCAAGGGUAAAAUCGUCGAUAGAUCAUUGUCGCUGGCCUUCUAA
This is a messenger RNA of Williopsis jadinii, 876 nucleotides long. RefSeq names its product aminodeoxychorismate lyase ABZ2 (gene ABZ2). The transcript has a single exon. The coding region runs from base 1 to 876 and encodes 291 amino acids. NCBI's taxonomy places the organism in Eukaryota, Fungi, Ascomycota, Saccharomycetes, Phaffomycetales, Wickerhamomycetaceae. Gene Ontology annotation, biological process: carboxylic acid metabolic process. The record is from RefSeq and is a predicted model, not a curated record. Gene Ontology annotation, molecular function: catalytic activity.